ACAGGACAGGAGGAGGAUCGGGACCUUGUAUAUAUUGAAUACUUACUAUGUUCACGUAUUAUUUUCAGAAACAGACUAUGGGUCCUCGGUUUAUGACAGUCACCUGGGUACUAGCAGCCUGCAUUGCGUAUACGAUUGUGGCAGCUGAUGAAGAAAAUGGACACUUUCAAAAACGUUCUUUCAGGAUCCAAAGCCACCCUGAAGCUUGUUCGGUGCAUGCCUAUCCUUUGCUUUAAUUGUCUGACUGUUUUGCCACAAUAGAGUAGUCUGCAUGGACAUUUGAUAACAUAAACUACCAUGGGCAUCUUGCAUGGUAUUCUCUUGAAUGGUCUGAUUUUGUAAUCCUUGCCAAUAUAUGGAUUUCCCAAUGGAUUGUGACAAACUCCCCAGAGACAGCCCAAGUGGUGUGUAUGUGAUUAAGCCAGAGUCUUCCCCCCCACUAGUUGUCUACUGCCAUGUGGACACAGAAGGGAAUAGCUGGACCGUGGUGCAGAGGAAUUCCAUUAAAACAGAAAUCACUUGGCAUGAAUCUUGGACCACCUAUAAAUAUGGCUUUGGAAAUGUACUGAAGGAGUAUUGGUUAGGCAAUGAGUAUAUCCACUUGCUGACUUCUCAAAGAACCUACAUGGUGCGUUUCCUGCUGAAGGACAAAACAGAUAAAGAGUGGCAUGCCGACUAUGAUAUAUUUAGCCUUGAUACAGAAGCUAAUGGAUAUAGUCUACGUUUAGGGAGGUUCUCGGGUACAGCUGGGGACUAUCUUUCAACCUUCGAUUCAAACAAUAUUCAUGAUAACAUGAAGUUCUCUGCAAAGGACAAAGAUCAGGACCGAAGUGCCUCACACUGUGCUGCAAGCUAUGGGGGCUGGUGGUAUGACAACUGCCAGCUGGUCCUCUUAAAUGCCAAAGGCUAUAUCAACUGGAAAAACAUCUGCAGCGGUGAUUGCUCUGAAUCCAUUAUUAUGAUUAAACCCACAGGUAUUUGCUGAAGGCUAUACAAUGACCUUCCAAAACAUGGACUGGGGGUUUAUAAGGUUGCAACGUUUCCAUGCCUGGUAGCAUGGCUGUAACUUCUCCCUCAUUUGUUGGUACAUGGUUUACAAAACCAUAGCAAUUAAAUGCCAAGAGCCCUAGAUAAACUCAUUUUAGGACUGAAAAAGUUGUAUUAUCAUUAUUAAAUGUAGCUGGCUUAACUUCUGGGUAGUAAUGGAAAAUGAUUUGUCCAGAGGCCCACAGAUAUUCCCAUAGGAAUGGGGAGGACAUUUUGAGUCAUGAUCAUGCACGAGUAAUUGUGCUCAGGCGCAAGUCCUGGUAGUUGCAGAGAUAUCUCUGACUGUGACCAAUUGAUGGGUGUGUAAAGAAGUGGAUCUGACUGGUCAAAUUCUGGAAACGUGGGUCAGUCCUACACAUGUCCACAAAGAUUUGCUAAAAACAUAAAAACUACAAAAAAUGUGGUUUUUGUGUUCUUUUAGUUUGUAUUCUGCAUUGUAAUUUGUUUCUGCUCUUUCAAUUUGGAUCUUUUAAUAAGUGAUGAGACAUUCGUGGUUCCAAAAACCUCUAAAACCACUAAAAUCAGAAUGUUGAUAAAUCUGCCCCUUAGGUGAGCAUGCUGGUAGUCAAGACAUUAUAUUUAUAUAGUUUACUAUUCUGGGCAUUUCCCUGCAUGUGUCUAUAUGCAUUUAAGAGCAUUGUGACCUAGGAAAAGCAGAGCUGGUAUCCAAGCCUCUAACCACACUCCAUUUAUUAAUUUAUUUAAAGGAUAAAUGGCACACCAUAGAGACUGGAGGUGCUACCAACGCUCUGGGCUUGGACUACUCUGCAGCAUCCAAUUAGGAAGUAUUCUCUACAGUAUGGCUAAAAAUGUCAGAAACCAAGACCUGGGUGACUCACAAGGACACAAUGUACUGUAACAGACAUGCUUACACCACACCACUUCUACAUGUGUGCACAAUCCAUAUUCCCAUGUGAAAUAAAACUUUUAAUUUCAUUGUCAA
Molecule: messenger RNA, 1990 nt
Organism: Xenopus tropicalis (tropical clawed frog)
Lineage: Eukaryota; Metazoa; Chordata; Amphibia; Anura; Pipidae
Product: fibrinogen-like protein 1-like protein
Exons: 4
Coding region: 356-985 (209 amino acids)
Source: RefSeq, a predicted model, not a curated record